CACAUUUUAAGCUAAAAUCUUAUAAUGUGAUAUAAUAUUUUCAAACAGGGCCAGCCUAAAUUUCCGUCUUCUCUGAUAGCCUGGGAAGAAUGAAAGAAAGAGUGAAACCAAGUAGAAAAUAGGGAAACCCCUUCUUAGGAAUUGGGGAGGCAAAGUGUGUCCCUGCAUUUCCAAUAUUUUCCAGGUCACAUCUCUCUGAGUUGGAUACAAUGACUUCUAACUAUGUAGAGAUCCUAGAAUCAUUGUUGGUAUACUGGAAUUCUCAGCUAGCCACAGACCUAGACUGGCCCCUUUACUAGUUAAGCCAUAAUAAACAAACACAACCAGAUGGGGCAAAAACACAGCUUGGCUCUGGCAUAGAUUGGAUGUAGUAGCUGGACUCCUAGAUGCUUAACUGCAAGACUAGCCUUGGUCAUUUCAUUUCCCUUACACUAACCCAAAUCCACAAUUUACUGAUCCCUUGUUUUGGACCCCACUUACGUGCAUUUUAGCAAGAAUUUACUGUACUUUUAGUAAGGUAUGAGUAUAAAUUACAAAUAAAACUAAAUCUUCCUUUGACAAAUAGCCAAUUACAGUUCAGUACAACUCCUUACUCCUCCGCCCCAGUGAGCUUGAUGAGCAUUCCAGCUGUCUUGAGUGGUAUAGGUGAAUGUCUGUCUGUCUACACACACACAAAUAAGUAUAUACAUGCAUACACCUAAACAUAUAAAUAAUACAAAGUUUCUUUUUUUCACUGUGUGUAUCAUUUGGCAGCAUAUUUUUAAUCACUUAAAAUUAACUACAAAUAUCUAAAAUUCUGGCCAUUUUAUUGAACUAUUAUGUUCACAAAGUUGAUUACUAUAUACCACAUUUCAUUUAUUUAUUUCUUACCCUCCUUCUCAUUCCCAAAACCCAUCUAGGUGCUUUAGAAUCAUUGCCACUCAAAACAAUGCUGCAAAAACAACUUUAGAUCUGGUUUCUUAUAUACAUGGAGCAAAUGUUUCUUUGGGGAUCAGAAUUUUUUCCCUAGAAUUAAUCUUUGGAAAUGCAAGAGAUUUUUUUUUUUUUUACUCAUCCUUUUUGUAUGCCUUAUAUGUUUAUCCUCAUUGGCACUUAAAUUUCUCUAUUGGCAUAUCUGCAAGAAAGUAAACUAGUGUCUCUUGUUGUCUUAUUGGGUACACAGCGCUCUCUUCCUCUUAGAUUAAUGAGAAUUAAUUGACUCUCUAUGUUGGAUUUCCUGGUGAUUCUGUUACAUAGUUGAUUAUUUUUAAAUUGUUCUAGUGAUAUCUAGGAAAUAUUAUAGUAUUUCUUUUCCUUUAUAGAGCUAACCUCCAAAUUUGGGUGUUUUAGACACUUUUAUUAAGCUGGUAGAUGGUACUUACUGUAACCCUAUCGUUUCCUGUUUCCAUUCUCCUUUGGAGAAAAAAUGUGCUUAGGUUGUCUUUUCCUCAUUCCUUUCAUUGCAUUUUUGUGUGUUCUCAUAUAUCCUGUUCCUUGGUAAUAUACUUGCAUAUUCUUCCCUUCUUAACUAUUGUAUUAUAAGUCCGAAUAUAAUUUAGACAUUAAUUCAAGAUUAUUUCUCCUCUUUUUCUAAAGUUGGAAUAAAUCUAGCAGGACUCUCGGAUGAGGGAUAUCCCAGUUUUUGUUUCACUAGUUUUGUGAUCUUUUAACAGGGCUUUUGGCAUUUAAGUAGUUCAUAAAAAGAGAAAGCUUGAAUAAAUGAUAUUCAGGCUUUUCUCCAAAAACUUCUUUGGCCAAAUUAAAAUGAGUAAUUUCAUAAACAGUGAAGAACUUGAAGACACAAUAUUUAUUGACUUUGGUAUAAGUGACAAUGCUUAUUUAUGUGCAUUAAGGUUUUAAACUGUAAAUAUGUAGAACAGAUUGUAAGAUACAGAAAGUGUAUGUUUUCUUUUAUAGGUGUUUGUUUUGACCUGCCACUUUAAAAUUAAGUCAAAAUGCCAAUAAGACCAGAUCUCCAGCAGUUGGAAAAAUGCGUGGAUGAUGCUUUAAGAAAAAAUGAUUUCAAACCUUUGAAAACACUUUUACAAAUUGAUAUUUGUGAAGAUGUGAAGAUUAAAUGCAGCAAACAGUUUUUCCACAAGUUGGAUGAUCUUAUAUGCAGGGAACUUAAUAAAAAGGAUAUCCAAACUGUUUCAAUCAUUUUGAUUUCUUUUGGAAGAUGUAGCAGAAAUAUCAGUAUAUUGGGGCAAGUUGGACUUCUAACUUUGAUAAAACAAGGACUAGUCCAAAAGAUGGUUGCCUGGUUUGAAAAAUCCAAGGAGAUAAUUCUGAGUCGAGGAAAUUCAAAAGAUGAAGCUGUUAUAAAUAUGAUAGAAGACUUAUUUGAUCUUUUGAUGGUCAUAUAUGGCGUCAAUGAUGAAGGUAAAAAGCAAGUAGUGGAAAGUUUCAUACCUCGAGUUUGUGCCCUGAUUAUUGACUCCAGAGUGAAUAUUUGUAUUCAGCAGGAGACACUAAAAAAAAUGAAUGCUAUGCUUGACAAAAUCCCUCAAGAUGCCAGGAAAAUACUCUAUAAUCAAGAAAUGUUAAUUCUCAUGAAUAGUAUGGGAGAAAGGAUUUUAGAUGCUGGAGAUUAUGACUUACAAGUAGGUAUAGUGGAGGCUUUAUGUAGAAUGACAACAGAAAAGCAAAGACGAAAACUGGCGUGUCAGUGGUUUUCAAUGGAUUUUAUUGCUAAUGCGUUUAAAGGAAUUAAAGACUCUGAAUUUGAAACAGCCUUCAUCCCACUUUUGCCUAUUUUCUUGGGGUAUGCAUAUAAGCAUGAUUGCAGGAUUUUUCUCAACCUUGUAAAUGGCAUGCUUGGAGACAAGAGAAGGGUCUUUACAUUUCCUUGUUUAUCAGCAUUUCUUGAUAAAUAUGAGCUGCAAAUACCAUCAGAUGAAAAACUUGAGGAAUUUUGGAUAGAUUUUAAUCUUGGUAGCCAGACCCUAUCAUUCUACAUUGCUGGAGAUGAUGAUCAUCAGUGGGAAGCAGUCACUGUACCUGAGGAAGAAGUACAAAUAUACAACAUUGAAGAGAGAGAAUCAAAGAAGCUACUGACCAUAAUUCUGAAAACUAUUUUAAGAAUUAGUAACAGAGAAGGGAAAGAAUUGCUUUUGUAUUUUGAUGCUUCAUUAGAAAUCACUAAUGUGACACAAAAAAUUUUUGGUGCAAAUAAACAUAGGGAAUUUACCAGAAAACAGGGUAUUUCAGUUGCCAGAACAUCUGUGCAUAUACUUUUUGAUGCAAGUGGAUCACAGAUUCUCGUGCCAGAAAGUCAGAUCUCACCUGUUGCAGAAGAACUUGUUAGUUUGAAAGAAAAACCUAACUCCCAAAAGGAAUUUGCCAAACCUCCAGAAUACAUCAAAAAUAGUACUCAAGGGAGCAGAAAAAAUAGUCAAUCUGAGAUAAUUACGCCUAGCAAAAGAAAAAUGUCUGAAGCCUCAAUCCUUGUUACUGGUGCAGAAAUAUACAACAAGAGAAGUCCAUUACAUUUAACCAACACAUCAACAUCAGGAAGAGGAAAAAGGAAACCACUGCUGCAAGUGAGGAGCUCUGCAGGGAAACCGGGGGUUCCUGAAACAGCACCAGCUGAUGUGGAUGCUGCUCUACCACAUGCAGGGAGAAGGAGAGGAGAGGAGACACGCAAACAUAUCACUGCUAACAUUGCAGAAAAGACAGAAAAUAAGAACACUGAAUUCCUAAUUCAAAAUUUUAAUGAAUCCCAGUAUAUUCCUGAUUCACAGGCAGUGGGAAAAAUAGAUAAAUCUGUGUUACCUGGUGUUUCAUACAACAUUCGUGGAAAUAAGACACCUUCUAAAUUGGCAUGUUGGACACCUGUAACAAAUAUUAAGCUGUGCAAUAACCAAAGAGCAAGUACUUCACAAGGAGACACAUUUAAUCAAGAUAUUGCUAUCAACAAAACAGUUACUAAACAAAAAUCAUCCUCUUCAGCAUCUGAUGAUAAUUUUGAAGAAAUCGGAAAGGUGGAAUAUAAGAAAGAAAUAAUGCAGUGUAACAAAAUAGAUAAAGCAGAAGUAGAUGUUUGCAAAAGAAACAAACAACAACUAAAUCAACAUUCAGAAAUGAAAAAUAUUGAAAAUACCAAGCAGAGUGAUUGGCAUAUUGAAUCUGAAACUACUUUUAAGUCAAUUCUCCUAAAUAAGACAGUUGAAGAAUCUCUCAUCUAUAGGAAGAAAUACAUAUUGUCAAAAGAUGUAAAUACUGCUAUUUGUGAUAAAAGCCCUUCUCCUAGUAAAAAUGCAAAGAGUAGUAGAAAAUCAAGGAAAAGAUUAAUGUCUGAACUUAAUUCCUGGGAUUUGAAACAAAAAAAAAUGAGAGAAAAGUCAAAAGGGAAAGCACUUACUGAUGCAGCAAAAUCCUUGAUAAGCCAAAUUAAUAAGAGAUACAAACCAAAGGGUGAUAUACAGUCUACAAGAAAAUUAAAGGAGUCUUUGAUUAACAGUGAUUUUUCAAACAAAUCUGAUCUACAGCUCAGCAAGGAAAAGGGUCAGAAAAAAAGUUAUAGACAACUGAAGACUACUUUUGUUAAUGUUACUUCUGAACACCCAUUGAAUGAUGUUUACAAUUUUAAUUUGAAUGGAGCUGAUGAGCCUAUUAUAAAACUUGGAAUCCAGGAAUUUCAAGCUACAGCUAGAGAAGCCUGCAUGGAUAGUUCAAUAAAAUCGUUUGGUUUAAUGAGUCAUGAUGAACUUGAACCUUCUCUCAAAACAAAAGAGAAAAGAAUUGUAACAAGUCAUAAAAAUAAAAACCUCUUUAGUGAUACUGACACAGAAUACAGAUAUGAUGAUGGCAAGACCGACAUUAGCUGGCUAAGAGAACCAAAAUCAAAACCACAGCUAAUAGAAUAUAGCAGAAAUAAAAGUGUGAAGAAGAAACAGAAAAGUGGGAAAUCAAGACCAUCUUUGGAAAGGGAACAACCAAGAUCUAAAAUGACACCCAAGAAAACCACCACCAAAAAGGUAGAUGAAACCAUUCCAGAUGGGAGAACCAGACUUCCACGAAGAGUGGCAAACACCAAAAAAAAUUAUAAAGAUCUUUCAAAUUCAGAAUCAGAAUGUGAACAAGAAGUUUCAGAGUCAUUGAAAGAAAAAUUGCUAGUAAAGGAGGAGAAUAUUCAUGCCAGAAGCAAAACCAUGAAGCUGCCAAAGAAACAGCAGAAUGCCUUCUCCUCAGAGACACAAAAGGAUAUAUCAAAAGAAUGGGCAAGCUCAUCUCUCCUAAAAAAUACUACUAUAAGAGACAACAGCCUUGACUUAUCUCCUGUGUCUUUGUCUGGGAGUCCAUCAUCUAUAGAAGUAAUGAGAAGUACAGAGAAAAUAACAGAAAGGGACUUUACUCAGGAUCAUGACUGUAUAACAAAAUCCAUAUCACCUACUGUAAAAUCUUCAUCACCUGAAUCCUUCAACAGUAAAUAUGGAGUUGGAGGUCCAAUAAAGUCACUGAAAAACAGUGAGAAAAAUUUACUAUGUGCAAGAGAAAGUUGCUCACCAAUGCCUCAAUCAUUCUCUUCGGAAAGUCAUUCAGCAUCUUCACUAUCCACGUCUAGUGAGAAAGGAGAGAAAAUAAGAUGUGACACGCCCUGUGACUCCACUCAUGUAUCAGGCCCUACAUACCAUCUUAGUCGCAAACGAAUGUACAUAGAAGACAUUAAUCCCAAUGAAGUAGGAUUGGAAGAGGAAGAGGAGGGGAGAGCAGACUUGCUUCCCCCAAAACUGUCUAAAAUGGAAAAUGCUGAUCAUCACAGUCACAAAAUGUCUGAAAGUACAUCUCCGUUAUCAACAAAUGACUUUUCUGUUCCUGGAAAGAACUGGGGAACUGAAAUUUCAGAUGUAGGCACAAUGUGUGAGCAGUUCAACACAGAAUUUAAGAAGAAAUUUAAUAUUCACCACAAAUUGAUGGAUUAUUUUACCAAGCAGUCUUGGAAAACAGCUCAACAACAUCUAAAAACAAUGAACCAUCAUAUUCAGGAAUACAGGAUCAAAAAACUUGAUAAAUUCCAGUUCAGCAUCAUAAAAGAGUUGGAGAACUUUGAAAAAGAUUCACAGUCUUUAAAAGAUUUGGAGAAGGAAUUUACGGACUUUGGGGAAAAGAUAGUUCAGAAGUUCAGUGCCUAUCAAAAAAGUGAACAGGAGAGGCUUCACCUUUUGAAAGCUUCAUUGGACAAGAAUGUCUUCUACAGCACUGACAGGGAAGAAACUAUUUGUACAUCUGAGAUGUGUUUCAUGAAAGAAAACAUGAAAAUUCUGCAAGACAGGCUUCUUAAGGAAAUGCAAGAGGAGGAGCUACUUAAUGUACGCAGAGGACUGUUGUCAUUAUUCAUGGCUUGUGAGACAAAUGUUAAUGUGGAGAUCUAGCUGUUACCCAGUUCUGCCCAGUUCCUUUCUGUACAUAACCAAGAAAAUACCAGAGUAGCCCUACAAAGAAAAAAAUACAUAUAUAACCCAGGCAAGAGUGCCUUCGACCUCAACAUUCAAGGAAAUGUCUUAUGCAUGAGGAAAAAAACAUUCUGACUCCAAGCCCCCAAACUUGUCUGUACCUUACCACUCCUUUUUGGCUUGUUUUGUAGUAAUAUUUAAACAUGUUACUGAGUUUAAAUAUAGACAGACAUUACUGACUUUUAAUUAAUUAUAUUUACAGAACUAGUUGUUUAAAAUACUUUUUAUAUGAUAAAUUUUAGUUUAUUAUUAAA
This is a messenger RNA of Miniopterus natalensis, 6688 nucleotides long. NCBI's taxonomy places the organism in Eukaryota, Metazoa, Chordata, Mammalia, Chiroptera, Miniopteridae. The record is from RefSeq and is a predicted model, not a curated record.